Messenger RNA from Brassica rapa (field mustard), 2251 nucleotides. Its product is annotated as AAA-ATPase At2g18193. Lineage: Eukaryota; Viridiplantae; Streptophyta; Magnoliopsida; Brassicales; Brassicaceae. The record is from RefSeq and is a predicted model, not a curated record. Gene Ontology annotation, molecular function: ATP hydrolysis activity; ATP binding.
GUAGCAGGCCUAACUUGAUAAAACCAACCCAACUUACUGUAUCAGAUGGCUUGUUCCAGGAUAAAGGCCCAUGAGGCCGUUACGGAGCUUUGACUUGCAGUAAUAGCCCGUAAAGCCUCUUGUGCGCCAGAGACCGACAACGUCCUUAGUCAAAAAGAUCGGAUCACUUUUUUUACUUCACAUCAAAGCUAAAGAAAAGACCAAGUGGCGAUUCAUGAUUUGUCGCAUUAGCAUUGCGUCUGACGUGUACACAGAAUCGCCUUGCACCGCAAGCUUCUUUCCUCUGCAAGUUUCCUUCUUCUUGCCUCGAGAAGCCUUUUAAUUUGCUUUUACUUCCUUUUCCCAUUAAUUAAAAACAAAAAGAAAAAUUAAUAAAUUAAUGAAUGUAAAGAGAAGAGAACAAUCAGAAAAGUAGAAACAUCAACGAUAUAACUUUAUUAAAUUAAGGAACGUGCUUGUAAAGUCAUUUUUCCUAUAUAAAAAUCAUUUAAAUUAAUUAAAAACAAAACCUUUUGCUCUAUAAAAAGCUAUACUCUUUAUCACAGCUUCAACUCAACCAUCGUUCUAAAAAAAAUCUUUAAGGUACUUCGCCAGAGAGCAGAGAUGUUUCCUUCCUCCGAUAACGCUUUCUCGCCGUCGUCGCUGUUCUCAGCGUACGCAUCCCUCACCGGAUUCUUGAUGCUCUUCAGAUCGAUGCUCCACGACUUCGUCCCGGAGCAGCUCCGAACCUACUUCUCAACACUCCUCGACCGCUUCUUCACUCCCAAAUCAAAGACCCUCACUGUCAUCAUCGACGAGAACUUCGGUUCGAACCGGAACCAAGUCUUCGACGCUGCCGAGCUCUACCUCCGCUCCAAAAUCGGACCGGAGACAGAGCGGUUGCGCGUCGGAAAAACCCCAAAGCAGAAACACUUCACUAUCUCGAUCGAGAAAGGAGAAGAGAUCAUCGACUCCUUCGAGGAAUCCGAGGUGAAAUGGAGCUACGUUCAGUCGGAGAAGGAGAAAGGCGAGCAAGUGAAACGCCACUACGAGCUCACCUUCGAGAAGAAGCUGAGAGAGAAAAUCACAAGCUCUUACCUAACCCACGUCGUUGCGGAGUCUGAAGAGAUCAAGAGGAGCCUGAGAGUGGUGAAGCUAUACAGCAAAGACUUGUACGUGACCGAGGACGACGACGGAUGCGCCGGCGGGAACUGGGGGUGUAUCAGCCUCGAGCAUCCUUCCACGUUCGAGACGUUAGCCAUGGAUCCCAACGCGAAGAAGAAGAUCAUCGGCGACUUGGAUAGGUUCCUCAAGAGGAGAGAGUUUUACAAGAGAGUCGGUAAGGCAUGGAAGCGAGGCUACUUGCUGUACGGACCUCCAGGAACAGGGAAAUCAAGCUUGAUUGCAGCUAUGGCUAACUACUUAAAAUUCGACGUGUUUGAUCUGGAGCUUAGUAGUAUCUACGACAACGGUGAACUGAAGAGGAUUCUGUUAUCCACCACCAAUCGUUCGAUUUUGGUGUUUGAGGAUAUCGACUGCAACGCCGAGGUUAGAGACAGGGAAGCUGAUGACGAUCAAGAAAGCAAAAAUAAUAAUAAUGGAAGGGUGACUUUAUCAGGGAUUCUCAACUUCAUCGAUGGGUUAUGGUCGAGUUUCGGAGACGAGAGGAUCAUCGUGUUCACGACUAACCACAAAGAAAGGCUAGAUCCUGCGCUGCUGCGUCCGGGGAGAAUGGAUAUGCAUAUCAAUAUGUCUUAUUGUACGGGUUUGGGGUUUAGGACAUUGGUUUCUAAUUACCUUGGUUUAGAUGGUUUAAACCAUCCUCUGUGUGAGGAGAUCGAGAGGUUGGUUGAUUCUACGGAGGUUACUCCUGCUGAGUUAGCUGAAGAGUUGAUGCAGGAUGAUGAUUGUGAUGUUGUUCUUCGUGGAGUGGUUAGCUUUGUUGAGAAGAGGAAGGUAGAGAGGAGCAAGGCCAAGGAGAGUGUUUCUAUUUGUAAUGAUGAUGAUGAUGAUGAUGACGAAAAACAGAGUGUUUGUACUAAUGGUAUGAGGAAUAGGAAGAAGCAAGCUGGUAGACGAAAAAGGAGGGGCGCUCGGAAUGUAAAUGCUAGAACUUACUUGCAAGUAGGAAUGUAAAUUAUGUAAUGAAUAAACCAGUUAAUGGUUCUGUUUUGUUUCUUUCAGUAUCCUGUUUGAAUCCUAGUAAAAAUAUUUGUAACUGAGUCUGGUUUUCUAUUUAUUGGUAAUAAAUUUUCUCGGAAUGAUUUUAGCU